Messenger RNA from Carassius auratus (goldfish), 875 nucleotides. RefSeq lists its product as uncharacterized. The coding region runs from base 63 to 695 and encodes 210 amino acids. The transcript is spliced from 6 exons. The record is from RefSeq and is a predicted model, not a curated record. Lineage: Eukaryota; Metazoa; Chordata; Actinopteri; Cypriniformes; Cyprinidae.
UCUGUGCGGAUACGUUUCAAAAGAGCUAUUUUGAAUAUUGCCUAUGCAAACAUUCAGAGGACAUGAUGUCAGAAGUUGACUCUUUUUGCUGUCCAGCCUGUCAACCUGACAUGUUGGCAGUGUGUUGCGAUGGCAACCGAAAACAUUACCGCUUCAGAAAAUCAAGAGGAACUGAGGAACCGUCUUUAUAUGAGGGCUUGUUUAUAGCCAAAGAUGACGAAGUUCUGAGCUUUCUGGAGAAAAUCAGAGGAAGCAGCGGGGCAAGAGCAAAUGACAGUGGGACGUGUGGGGUGUCGAGGUUCAGGGCGAGUAAGGAGACAUCCAACAAAUCCUCCUCAAAAAUUGAUGAAGAGGGUAUUCAGGUGGCAGUUUGCAGACACGGGGUAUUAUUGCGUGCCCUGAAUCACUACCGUGGAGAAAUCUUUGCAUAUCCAAUGUUUAUUCAAAAGGACAUGGCAGAGAGAGCAAAUGUUACCUUCUUCGCAAUGGAUGUUAUCUGCAAGUACUGGCCCUACCUAAGCAAGGUGGCUGAUAAUUUCACCGAUAUGCAGCCGUUGAUGGAAAUGAGACCAUUUCUGAGUGUCAUGCACGCCAAAGCACACACAGCAAAAUGCGAGGUGAGAUGGGGUGGCAGGAAUCAGGAUGGAGCAGGGAACACUGUCGGAGAGGAAGUUGAGCAAGUAUGUUAUUACUGACUUUGUAACUAUGCGGACAUAGGAGACUUCACUGAUACAUGUGAGAGAUAAGCGGAGUGUGGAGGAUAAAGUACAUCAGGAUAUCAAACAAAGAUCUAUCUUGCUAGAAUGACCAUCAGAGCACAUUCUGAACUGUAGUUUCAACACCCAUUAUGUCUGAGUAAAAAGUGAAGCUAUGUU